Messenger RNA from Trifolium pratense (red clover), 1656 nucleotides. Its product is annotated as E3 ubiquitin-protein ligase PRT1-like. The transcript has 7 exons. Gene Ontology annotation, molecular function: zinc ion binding; ubiquitin protein ligase activity. The coding region runs from base 66 to 1208 and encodes 380 amino acids. Lineage: Eukaryota; Viridiplantae; Streptophyta; Magnoliopsida; Fabales; Fabaceae. The record is from RefSeq and is a predicted model, not a curated record. Gene Ontology annotation, biological process: proteasome-mediated ubiquitin-dependent protein catabolic process.
AAUCAUUCAAUCCUUUUUCAUCUGUUAUUGUUCCAUUCUCUUUCUGCUGUUGAAUUUUGCAGAGAAUGGAAAAUAACGAAGUCAAAGAUGAACAACAGGAAAUCUACGAAUCCUUUAUAUGCUGCGUUUGCCUGGAUCUGUUAUACAAGCCCAUUGUGCUAUCUUGUGGCCACGUAUCAUGUUUCUGGUGUGUCCAUAAAUCAAUGAAUAGUUCGUCGGAAUCCCAUUGUCCAACUUGUAGGCAUACAUACUCUCACUUUCCAACAAUCUGUCAAAUACUUCACUUUUUGCUUCUUAAGACAUACCCUGCAGCUUAUGAAAGAAGGGAAAAUCAGACACUUGAGGAAGAAGAGAAAGAGGAUCGUUUCUCCCCUCAAUUUAUAUGUGAUCGUCCUGAGAAUUCACCUACCAGUACCACCAUAAAUCAGACGUCUAACUCAUGCGGCACAGAAUCUUUUGAAAGUAUGAAGCAAUCAGGGUCUGCAAAUCAUAAUGGCGAUGAAGGCAUCAUUUCUGAAUAUAAUUCUGAAAGGAAACAGCAAAUUAUAGGGACUCCAUCAGUUGAAGGAAAAAGAUUGCCUAAAAAUGAGCACAAUCAGCAACCAAAAAUAUUAGUUGCAGAUUUAAAGUGUCCAAUGUGCAAGCAAAUGCUCAUUCAUCCUGUUGGUCUUAAUUGUGGGCAUGUAUACUGUGAAACUUGUAUCACCGACUUACCUCAUGAGGUGCUUAUAUGUCAAGUUUGUCAAAGUCCACAUCCCGGAGGAUUUCCAAAAGUUUGUUUGGCUCUUGACCAAUUUUUAGAGGAGCAAUUUCCAGAAGAGUACAGACAGAGAAGAGAUGCAAUUCAACUUAGCCAAAUCAAAGUCCAACCUUGUUCUUUGUCCAAGGACAACGGAGAAAAGAUAGCUUUGGGGUCUAAUCCUGGAUUGUUACUUCACAGAGGAGCUGGUUGUGAUUUUUGUGGGAUGUACCCAAUAAUAGGGGACAGAUAUAGAUGUGUUGAUUGUAAAGAGAUUAUCGGCUUUGAUCUUUGUGGUGAUUGCUAUAAGAACCGUGUAAAGCGUCCAGGCCGGUUCAACCAGAAGCACACCCCUGACCACAAGUUAGAGCUUGUACGAUAUCGAAAGAUGCUAAUUAGCCGUGGACAAGAUUCUUCAGAUUUAAUGGUUAUACAGGAUGGCACUGAUUCCUCUACCGAUGAAGAAUAAAACCCGAGUGACUCCGACGCCACCAACUGAAAAAAUGAAAUCACAAAAUCCCAUUAUCUUUUGGGGGUAAAAUAUAGAUAAUGGUUAACUACAUGCCACUCUGAGGACAAGAUGCAAUGCUUCAUAUUUCAAUCCACUUAAGUUAUGAAUCCUCAAAUCCACAUGGUCAUCUGGUUUUCCUAAUUUGUCUAUAUUGGUAUUUAUUUUCUAUCACAAUGAAUCUGUUUAUUGGUUGUAGCAACUAGCAAUAUGUAACUCUUUGUAUUAGUUAGAUAUAGGCAAAUUGUGUUGACUUUGGCCUUGACAAAUGACACUGAGCAUAUACCUCUAUUGAUAAGAUAAGGUAUAUAUUUGUAAGAGUUUUCCUAAAUUUACAAAAAAAGUUAGUAUAUUAUAAAAACAUUUUGGUUAUGAUAUUAAUCAACUUAUGCUUAUGCAUGAGAAUGAA